Molecule: messenger RNA, 3596 nt
Organism: Adelges cooleyi (spruce gall adelgid)
Lineage: Eukaryota; Metazoa; Arthropoda; Insecta; Hemiptera; Adelgidae
Product: glucose dehydrogenase [FAD, quinone]-like
Exons: 3
Coding region: 367-2250 (627 amino acids)
Molecular function (GO): flavin adenine dinucleotide binding; oxidoreductase activity, acting on CH-OH group of donors
Source: RefSeq, a predicted model, not a curated record
AUGGUAUAUCAGACACGUUCAGUAACAAAUCGACGUUCUACCGGUGUUUAUAAUUUUUUGGCGCGUGUAAAAUAUUUGAAUCUCGCGUUAAAUAUUUACUAUAUUUUUUAGUCAAAUGUACAUUAGUUUCAAUCGAACCAAUUUCACAGCAAUAUAAAGACCGAUUAUUUUAACCUAUUAGUGUUUUGGAUAAAUACGUUUUUUUUUUUGUAUGGAAAUAAUAUUACACUGAUGCUACAAUACGACUGGAAUGGUUUAAACACUAAAACCAUAGUAUUGUCUUAAUAUUCAGGAUUCAGACUUGUGCAGUGUUUUGAAUGGUGCAAAACAAUCCAAUAUUAUUUUGUCCGUCACCAGUCGAUCGUCAUGCAAACAAAAUCAUUUUUGUCGGUGUUCAUCGUAUUGGCCACUGUAUUGCAGUCGUGUCGACCAAUAUCUCUAAAUGCGCUGUCGUACUUAGGUGACCGUUACCGAUCGAAUCUCAUACCGUUCCGCGAAGAUGUGCUGUUUGGCAACAAGCCCAUAUUGGACCAGUAUGAUUUCAUCGUGGUCGGCGCCGGAGCCGCGGGUGCCACGGUAGCCCGGAGACUUGCCGAAGUGCCCGAAUGGAAAAUCUUGCUGUUGGAAGCCGGCCGCGAAGAAUCGCUGGCCACUUCCACUCCGGUCGUGGCUCAUUAUUGGCAAUUCACCGACUACAAUUGGGCGUACCGGACGGAAGAAGAACCGCGGGCGUGCUUGGGCAUUAAAAAUAAAAAAUGCCUGUGGCCGGCCGGCAAGGGGCUAGGCGGGAGCACGAUAAUAAACAACAACAUCUACACCCGGGGCAACGUCAGGGACUUUGACCGCUGGGCCGAGGCCGGCAACGAAGGUUGGUCCUACAAGGACGUGUUGCCGUACUUUUUGAAAAACGAAGACAUCACCGUACCCGAACUGAAACACUCGCCUUACCACGGUGUGGGAGGACCGAUGCCCAUAAGCUAUUCGCCGUUUAAAUCCAAGCUGCUCGACGCGUUUAUCGAAUCCGCCCCGGAAGUGGGAAUGCGGGUGGUGGACUACAACGAGCCCGGCAGCCACGUGGGAUUCUCGAGGAUCCAAGGAACGAUCAACUACGGUAGACGGACGACGUCGGCCAAGGCGUACUUAAGGGGCAACCUGACCAAUCUCCAUAUUGUCGAAGGGGCGUUCGUCACGAAAGUGUUGAUCGACCCGAAGACCAAAAUCACGCUGGGAGUUGAGUUCGAGAAGAAAAACCGAAAACGGCGGGUGCUGGCCAGGAAAGAAGUGAUCGUGUCGGCCGGUACUUUCAAUUCGGCCAAACUGCUCAUGUUGUCCGGUGUCGGGCCCAAGGAACACCUGGAAUCCCUGGGAAUACCCGCGUUGAGCGACCUGCGAGUCGGAGACAACCUACAGGAACAUCCGGCGUUUGCGAGCUUGGCGUUCACGGUCAACGAGACCGUCGGCUUGAUUCCCGAAAGAAUGUUCAAAAGCCUUUUGAAAGAACUAUUCAAUUUCCUCGACGGUAACGGAUGGUUGACGACGAUGGGUUGCGAAGGCCUUGGAUACGUUAAGACCAAAUACAACACGGAUCCCGGAGACGUGCCGGAUAUCGAAUACAUUUUCGUGCCUAUGACACUGGCCGGGGAAGAAGGACUAGGAGGCGGCGUGCUCAGGAGAUCUAUGGGCAUAUCGGACGUCGUCGAAAACGAUUUGUUCAAAGGCCUUUACAACAAGGACGGUUGGUCCAUUUGGCCUAUGCUCAUGUAUCCGGAAAGUAGAGGACAGGUACGACUGAGAAACGCUAAUCCCCAUUCGAAACCUAUGAUACGAGCUAAUUUCUUCGAGGACUCGGUCGACUUGAACCGCAUCGUAGAGGGAAUCAAAAUGAUAAUAGAGCUGAGUAAAACGAAAGCCUUUCAGAAAUAUGGGUCUACACUGAACACACGACCCAUGCCCGGUUGCAAGCAUUUACAGUUUGGUUCGGAUUCGUACUGGGCUUGCUGCGUGCAGAGGUUGACCAUGCAAAUGCAUCACCAGAGCGGUACUUGCAAAAUGGGUCCUGAUUAUGACAAAAACGCCGUUGUCAACUCUCAGCUUCUGGUGUACGGUAUCUCUAAGCUCAGGGUAAUCGAUUGUUCGAUUAUGCCGACAAUAACCGGGGGUCAUACCGUAGCACCGGCUUACAUGAUUGGCGAAAAAGGAGCAGACUUAGUAAAAUCUACAUGGUUAGACCCGGUAAAUACUGCGUUUUAACAUCAUUUGUAACCAGCAUGUUAACUAAAAACAAAAAUGAAAGACUUAAAAUGAAUACAUUAAAUAUAAUUUCGAUACCUCUUUUUCUCUAGAAAAAUAAGUUUAAUUUAUGCAUACUAUGUAAUACCUUAAUUACCUAUGUCUAGCGUCCCAUUUUCAGUUUAUUUUUAAAUAACUCAUGUACUCGACACUAAAAUUAUCGUUUUGAAAAUUGGUUAUUUAAGACUAAAAAAAAAGUGUCCUGGUUUUUUGACAUAUAUUAGGUGUUAAGUAUUGUAAUUAUUCAAUACUAAGGUGAUAAAAAUAACAGUUGUCAAAAAUACGACUUGUAAAAGUUGUAAUAUCCUUGAUAUAUCCUUGAAUUAAUAAUCAGUGACAAGAUUAAAAUUGUUGUUUUUUUAAAAAUUAUUGAAAAGUAUGUUGGUCUAUUAAAACACUACUUCGACCAAUCAUUUUUCAAAAUCAUUACGGAAAUGGUUUUUUUGUAAUUUUGAAAGUCACUAACAAUUAACACUUACAUGCAUAAUUAAAACUGUUUUAAACCCCGCUUAGAAUGAUGUAAAGUACCUAAAGCAAUUAUUUUUAAAUAAACUGAUUUUUUUAAAUAUUUUAUUAGAUACUCAGAAUCAAUAAUAAUAAUGAAGAAAUCUUAAAGAAACACUUUAUGUGUUUUACAUUUUUGCUUAAGACCAACGUUUAAUUAAUGACACACUAUUGAAUUGAACUUUAAUAUUAGCUAAACUAUUGAAUUAAAAUAGUAGAACAUAAAUUUAAAAUCAAAUAAUUUUUUUUUGCGUUGUAUCUUAAAAUUAUAUUCACUAAUCUGGUUAGCUGAUUAGUUGUUAGCAAAAAAUUAAAACAAACUGAAAUAAUUAAAUUAAAUUAAUCAUUUCAUUUCAUCAACACUUCCGGGAUAAUAAAGUUUUUUUCAUUUUCUGGUAUUUUUAAUAAAAUACCUAGUCGCCAUCCGUUAAUUAUAUACGAUUAACGAGAGGUUAACGUGUCUUGCGUUUAUACAUUUCUAUUACAAAAUUAUUAUGCAAACGAUCUACUUAAAAACACCAACGUUUAUUUAGAUUAUAGUAAAAACGAAAAAGCUGCGUCUUACCAAAAUAUGUGUAAGUAAUAAAACAUUUGUUCACAAAAAAAAUGUUUACAAAAUAUAAUAAAACGUUCGAUUGAGUGAUGUAUAUUUUUUAUUGUAUUAUAUCAAUAUUUUAUGUAUAUAAUAAUUAUUGAGCGUAUCAUAGUUGCUUAACAAAUGUGUUUGUAUGUAGAAUAGCGAAAAAAUUAUAUAUUGUUGUAAACAUAUUAUAUAUUAAAAUGUAUAUGUAAUUAUAAAAAAA